ACCCGAAAUCCAGCUGCCAAGGCUCCUCCCACCAUCCAUGGGCCCCGCCCCCGAGGGAUGGCCCCUUCUCUUUCCCCUCCUCCCUCCCUCCCCCUCCCUUCCCUAGCUCUCCCGUCCGUCCCCUCCCCUCCCUUUGGCGGCGGUGGCGCCUCCGACCGCCGCUGUCGCUGUCGCUGCUGGGCCCCCGAGCGCCACUGAGUUAUCCCGGAGGCUCAGCCGGGAUAUGAUCUGUGCCUGCCGCUAUUCCCGUUCCGCCGGCCCGCGCCUUCGUUGCAAUCCUGAGCCCGCGCCCGCUUGGCCGUGCGCUCUAGCGUCGGCUUCUGCCCCAGCCCGGGCCCCGCGGCGGCGGCUGCAGUGCCCCCCGGCCCGCCCCCUCCUCCCAUGGCGGCGGAGAUCCAGCCGAAGGCGCUGACCCGCAAGCCGGUCUUGCUGCAGCGAGUGGAAGGGUCCCAGGACGUGGUGAACAUGGCAGUGAUAGUGCCCAAGGAGGAGGGAGUCAUCAGCGUCUCCGAGGACAGAACAGUCCGGGUAUGGCUGAAGAGAGACAAUGGACAAUACUGGCCAAGCAUCUACCAUGCGAUGCCUUCUCCAUGUUCAUGCAUGUCUUUUAACCCGGAAACACGAAGACUGUCGAUAGGUCUAGACAAUGGUACAAUCUCAGAAUUUAUUUUAUCAGAAGAUUACAACAAGAUGACCCCUGUGAAAAACUACCAAGCUCACCAGAGCAGGGUGACGAUGGUCCUGUUUGUUCUGGAGAUGGAGUGGGUACUGAGCACGGGGCAGGACAAACACUUCACCUGGCACUGUUCAGAGAGCGGGCAGCGCCUGGGAGGUUACCGCACCACCUCUGGACCCUCUGGCCUGCAAUUUGAUGUUGAUACCCGACACGUGUUUGUGGGCGACCAUUCAGGACAAGUUACAAUCCUCAAACUGGAGCAAGAGCACUGCAGCCUUGUCACAACCAUCAAAGGACAUACAGGUGGGGUGACAGCUUUAUGCUGGGACCCAGUCCAUCGAGUGCUGUUCUCUGGCAGUUCUGAUCACUCCGUCAUCAUGUGGGACAUUGGUGGAAGGAAAGGAACGGCCAUCGAGCUCCAAGGACACAAUGACAAAGUCCAGGCUCUCUCCUAUGCUCCACACACUCGACAGCUCAUCUCUUGUGGAGGAGAUGGUGGCAUUGUGGUCUGGAACAUGGAUGUCCAGAGGCAAGAGACUCCUGAAUGGUUGGACAGUGAUUCCUGUCAGAAGUGUGACCAGCCUUUCUUCUGGAACUUCAAGCAAAUGUGGGACAGUAAAAAAAUUGGCUUGAGACAGCACCAUUGUAGGAAGUGUGGGAAGGCCGUCUGUGGCAAAUGCAGCUCCAAGCGUUCCUCCAUCCCGCUGAUGGGCUUUGAAUUUGAAGUGAGAGUCUGUGACAACUGUCACGAGUCCAUCACGGAUGAAGAACGUGCACCCACAGCUACCUUCCAUGACAGUAAACAUAAUAUUGUUCAUGUACAUUUUGAUGCAACUAGAGGAUGGUUAUUGACUUGUGGAACAGACAAAGUUAUUAAGUUGUGGGAUAUGACGCCAGUGGUAUCCUGAUGAUGUUUUCCAGAACCCAAAAAACAGUAUUUCCGGAAGCAACAGUCAUUCUGACCAGAGUCAUUGAGGAAGAGAAAAGUAAAGCUGAGUGUGGUGGGCAGUAAGGGAGAGACUCAAGAAUCCAAGUUCAUUUUAAGUCAUCUGAUAGUGUGGGGCAAACACUAGCAAGGAGACUUAUUUCAACUUAUUCACACAAUAGAAAAAGAUAUUUUUUUAAGCAAAUGGUUUGUACAAUCUGGCUGUGCUGCAGUGUUUUGAGUCUGUCUGAAAAAAAAUCUGUGUGGGAUGGCUGUUUAGUUUUUAAUAUUUCAGCACUUCCUUGUUCUUGCUGCUUUGUUUGUAUUGGGGAAGGGAGGGAGGUGUCUUUUGAGGGGGUGGGGGUGGUCUUUGUGGUUGCUCGUGUUCUCCACCUCAGGAUACAUUCUACCACAUGCUCAGCAUCACUUUGACCUCCCGCUCAUCACAAAUCUGCUCUCCAGAAAGAAUGUACUGAAGCUAUUUAUUGUUAAUGUUUCUGGGUUCAUCUCCAAUUCAGUGGAGACAUCUGUGAAGACCGACCGACUGCUCAGAGGAGCUAAGCAGCAAUGCCUGACUCCAUCCAUAUCAACUUCUCUAGUUUCCUGGACCACAGAAGGAAAAUGGAGUUUUUCCUGUCUUCCCCCUGCUUCUCCUAAAAAUAGUGGUUAAGCUGCCCCACAGCCACCUAAAAGAUAUCUAAGAAGUGGGUGAUUACAGCUGAGAGCAUCUCCCAUUAGUGUUAGCAUCUGUGUUAAUCUGAACUUAGCUAUAACCACACAAGCUAUUUUAAAUGAAAUUAUAGUGACUGGCCCCUCUUAGGUUUCACCAAACCACAUGUUAUAAAACCAAUUGUCUCUUAGUUAUGUGAACUUAAAUGUGUUCAUUUGUAUAAAAUUUUAAUUGAAUCUCUUAUUUUUUCUUCCCUAUUCAAACUACGCAUUAAGGGAAAAAAAAAGAUCAUGGAAUUGAUCAAGAUGCCCUGCAUACUUAAAUGUUCUAUCCCUUGAGAUAUUUGGUAUUGUGGAAUUCUUCAUUUUCAUGCUAUUUUCCUUUUAGGCAAAACUUUAACUUUUUAAAUGAAAUGUAAAAGAGUGCUUUUUAAAGUGAACCAAAAUGGCCUGCCUAUUAUUGUGGCAUUUUUUUAACUUCUUUCAUCUUGAACCCUAAAAGAAAUGGAAUGAAACCCAGCCAGGGAAAAUUGCUAGCUCUUCUAGAUGUGAAAAGGAGGAUCAAUCGCUUUCCUCUCUAGAAAGCUUAGAAAAUUUGCCCAUUUCUUAUCUAGAAAAUUUACUUUUUUAUUCUCUUUUAUGGACAACCUCAUUUCCACUUUACUGAAAUACCUUAUUUCCACUGUACCUUAUAUAUAUCUAAGUUUGGGAACUUUUUUCAAAAGAUAGAUUGAGGGUGGGAGGGGUAUGGAAAGUGUCCCUUUUAAUUUCCUCCUUUCUGGAAAGCAGAAAGUCUUACGGUACUACAGACUUAUAUUUAUCAUUUAUUUUUCCCCUUUCUUGGUUUUCUGGCAUGGCUCAUGGUUAGCGCCAGACUAGAAAACCAGGCCCUCGUGAUGGCAAGCUCUGCUUCCUGGUUCUGUGACCUCUUCAAUAACUUGGUGGUGGUUAUGACUGCCCAAGAGGCCUUGGGGAAAAUAACUGUGCAUUGCCUUAUUAAAUUGAACAUUUAUGCUUGUAAACAAGAAAUUCUAACAAAACACGGGGAGAGAAAUAUCCCCAUGUUACUGUAACUCACCCCCAGCUCUCCCAAAAGUGUACAUAGGACAAAAUACCGUAAGGAACAUAACCACUUACCACUUUUUUUUUUGCCUUCCCCAAAUCCUCUCCCUGCUAUCAAUAGCUGCUAUAAUCACUUUUGAAUGUCUUCUGCAUGUCUGUCUGUUUCAUUUGAGAGUUUUUAAAAAGAACCAGAUGACAUUCUGAUUUUUAAAAUAUUCAAAUGUCUAUAGUCUAUAUAUAUAUAUACAUGUAUAGUAUAUGCCUGGAUCUCAUUACCCUGUUACUAAUUUCUAAGUACUGAAAGGCAGAGGUGAUCCACAGAAAUGAGUAGAAGGCCUCCCGCUCCAUUUUGCCUUCUUCCCCUUUGCAUUCUGGCCAGUACAAGAAAAGGGAACUCUAGUAUUAAGGAAUUGAUGGGACAAGUACCCAUCAGGCCUAUGCACAUAUUCUCCAAAUGAGCCAAAAUCUCAUUGGACAAAUACUUGCACUCAUAUAGGAUCACACAUGAUUCUUUUAACUUACUGGCGUUUGACUUAAACAUGAUUUUUCUGCAUGGAUGUCUAUAUUCAAAAGCCUUUACAAGUCUUUUCAACACCAUAUUCCUAUCCAAACCCAAAGAUUUGCUCAUAGUUUAAAGCUAGUCAAGGUAUUCUCAAGUUUCAUCAGUGGUAUGAGUUUUGCUUUUAAAAAAAAAUACUGUGAUGUUUCUAAGCAUUCACUAAUUUACUUUUUCCUUCCCUUGUCUGAGUGUCCUUGAGGUCAUUUGGAUUCAGCAAACAUGGUUUAGCCACAUGAAGUGGUUAUCUUGGAAACUCUGUGAAUGCAUUAAUUUUUAACUUGUGUUUCUAUACCAGGGGUGGGGAACCUGCAGCCUUGAGGCUACAUGUAGCCCUCUAGGUCCUCAAGUGUAGCCCUUUGACUGAAUCUAAAGUUUGUAACCUCAAGACCACAAGUUCCCCAAGAAUUCUCUGCUUGUGGGAUAUCUCUCCACCAGGGACUUUCUGAAAGUGAAAGUUUCUGUCAGUCAGAAUUGGAAGCUGGCACCAGCCUCUUGCAUUUCUCAGUGGAGACUUUGGCUGUCUCUCUUAAGCUUCCUUUUCAAUUACAGUCCAUUUGGCUUGCCUUUGUACUUGACAUAUGUAACAUUGGCCUUCUUGGGAGCCUAAAGUUUACUCAAACUGGAUAUUUUUUGAAAACAGGAAAUUGUGAUGAUUUCACAGAAUUUUUAGAGUGGCCAUCUAGUCCAACUCAUACUCUAAGAAGGCGUCACCAUUACAACAAAAAAUCUUGUGAUUUUUUUCCCCUGCGUUUGACCCAAUAAAUAAAUAUCCCUUUAUUUCAUUCACUUCUUAGGGAUUAGCAUCACAAGAGGCAGCAAGUCUCCCAUAAUAGCAAAAAAAAAAUAGUUUCAGAUAAAGUAAAAUUUAAAGCCUUGUUUUGUUUCUCUGCCUGAGCAGCCAGUCCUUCUGAUUGACUUUUAAAUUGUCGCUCUCAUUUGCCUUAAUAAUUAAUAAAUGAGUCUUUGAAUAUCAGAACUGGAAAUGACCUCAAGAGGUCAUCUGCUAAGAAGCCCCACCCUCAGGCUGAGCCACACCUCAGUCACAGCUGGACAGAUCAGUAGUGAUGACAACAUUCUUUGGCUGAGGGAGGGGAUCCUUGGGAGGGUGGGGGAGGUCAGGAAUACAGUAGGACAUCUCUGGAGGAACUGUUGAUUUCUGGAAACUUACUUUAGGGGACUGUGAACAUCACCUGAUGUAACAAUACAGCCCUGGUCUUUGGAGUGAUUUGGAAGACUCUAUUCAGGCCACCGGUAGAAAAGAAGUAUCAUACCGCCAGGUCCUGAGUUCUUUUCUAUAAAGCAUGUUUGAUAUACUUUCUGCCACUAGCUUUGGUCAUGAGCGAGCAGGUUGGUGAGUAUGUAAUAACAGGGCCGUUGUGGCAGGUCUGUAUAUGCCCUUUUCAGAUGCCUCACCACUCAGCGCCACAGAGUCAGGAUUGAGGGUGGGAAUUCAGGUGCCCACAAGUGUAUUGUUUUUCUGAGGACAGACUGUGGAGGAACCAUUUCGGUGGGCUCUUCUUGGGAGAUAUCUCCCCUACUCAAUUAACACCCCCAUUCUUUUGAAACCUCAUUUUAAAAAAUAUUUGUUUUUGCUAGUGCUAAGUUUGUCAAUUGAACCCUAAUUUUGUCUUAAGAGAAGAGUGAUUGAAAAUUAAAGUAAUUAGACAUCGGUGUUCAGCAGAUGAGAUUCCCCUGUUUGUGAUCACAUUACAGGAUCUUAAGGGAUAGGGAGGACUGAACCUGUGAUUACACUGGUAACUCCUGGAUGAAGACAGUUCCUUUACCAAUACAGGUUGGCACCUUCACUGCACAAUUAUAGACUAGAGCAUUUGAAAGGUGAAAUGAUUCACCCAAGGUCAUACAGCUCCCAAGAAUCAGGGCCAGGACCUAAACCCUGUUCUCCCUGACUCUGAGGCCAGCUGUCUAUCCUCUGUCACAGCUGCCUCUUAAUUGUACAUAAAUGGUCUUGUCACCAAGGUUUACAUCUUAAAAUACUGGAAAUUAAAAGUCUUUCUUCCAAACAGUUUACAUUUUUCAUGCAGACCUAAGAAAUUCUUCAUUUUUGUCUCCUUUAAGAUAGUUUAAGCUGUACUGUGUGUGUGUGUGUGUGUGUGUGUGUGUGUGUGUGUGUAUGCGCACAUGGGUUCUUUUAAAGCAUGAAAGUAAGCAAGGAUUCAACAGCCUGAAUGGGAGAGACAAGAAUAAAAUUAAUUGUUAAAACUGGUUUGCCCACUUAAUUAAUUACCGUCUUACCGUGGUAUGAAGUGCCAAAAAAAAUACAGGAUGUCCCGAAAGUCUUCAGUGCAUUUCUAAGCUUUUAAAGGUUAAAACCACCCUAAGACUUUUGUAUAUUCCUGGAACCCUAUACAUUUUUGCUAUUAGAACACUGAUCUUUAGGGGGUUCAGAACCUAAGGAGAAACUUUGUUCCCAGUACUCUGUGCUUUGAAAGAUCACUGCUGUCAUUCCAGUUGAAAACCUCUCUUCUCAUCUCAAGGUUUCCUGUCCUUUGUAAAUGCCCAAAAUUGUUAGUUUGAAAUGGCCCCUAGUUUCAUCAACUUGUCAUUUGAUAAGCAUUAGGUAUUCUCAGGGUACCUAACCCAAUGGUUGUUUCAAUGGGAAGGCUAUAGAACACUACCUUCUACCUGUAUUUGUCCUUGUGGCAUUUACCUAUUAAGUUCAAGCUGUCCAUUACAGCCUGGCCACCACUCCCUCCUUCAUCCUGAAGCAGCCUCAGGACACCGCCAGCUGUUUGUAUUCCAAGACCUUUGGGAGAGUUAAGGCUGCAAGCUUGCUAGAGAGACAAUGGGAGGGCAUUGCUCUGUACAAUCCAAUUCUGUGAAACUUCACUUGGCCUUAAGUUAACUUCUAACUACAUGCUAUGUCCAGCACAGCUAAAUCUUUUGGUACGGAAGCUGGCAGCUGAAGCACUCCAUAUCCUUAGAAUUUUUUCAGAGAGGGAAUUAGAUGAACCCUGACUGUAACCAUACAUGUCAAGGAGAAUUAGGGUACUUUUCCCCCUAAAGAGAUAGAGAUAAAAGAGCUUGGUAUGGCUGUUGGGAUAUUUGGCCCUGCGGGGCUUCCAAAAUGCCAUUUUUUGCCUUUAUUAUCAAUACAGCUCCCAUUCCAUUUCUGCUGUAGGCUAGUUUUGCUUUCUAUUCCCAAUGUCUAAAGUAUUUUAUGACUGAGUAAUGUAAAAUCAUCUUCAUUUUUAAACCUCAUCUCAGCCAGCCUUGCAGAUAAGAACUCAAAACUUAACAAACCAUACCAUUAUUUUUAACAUCACUGUUUCUACCACUGUAAUUUACAGUUAAUAAAAUUAGUAGAAUUCUGUGUCCAUUAUUGGGCUUAUAAGCCAGCCACUACCAGGGCUAGGCAAGUGAUUAUCUGCAAGGCUUGAUUAAGCCAGAUAAACGAGAGAAGACCACUCUCCCUUAGUUUCCUCUAUCAAAUUCCAAGAAAGCACAGUCUAUAUUUUUUAUCUAUAGUUACAUGGAUAUUUUAUUAGGGAAAGGGGAGAUAAAGGGGAUGGUGGCUAAUCACUGUACAGUUUCCUAAAGAGAUGUUUCAAGUAUUCCCUCUUGUGAUUCUCCCUCAUCACCUUCCACCUGUUGUACCUUUUUGUGUCUUAUUGUGUCUCUUCUCCCUACCCCCACCCCCAAUUCCAUAAGCUCCUUGAGUUCAGGGACUCUCUUACGUUUCAUUAAUUGAAUUAUAUUUCUUUGUCCCCAGCACUUAGCCUGGUGCCUUGUAUGUUGGAGACGACAAAUGUUUGUUGAAUUGGGUCAGCGAUCAUAAAAGAAUCAAACUCACUUAGGAAAAAGACACUGAAAUUACAUGUCAAUUUGAUGAUCCGAUUAGAAACGAGGAGGCAUAUUUGACUCAGAUCAGGCCUUGCCACUUUGGACCUUUUUUUCUUUCUCUAAUUAAUGGAGAGGGAAGACUAUUGCUAAUAUAAAGGGAGUAUUGGUUUGUUUAUAUUUGCGUUUGUAUCUUUUGUUAUUCAAUGAUAAAAGCACUUUGCAGCACUAGAAUAUACCAACAUAAUGGAUGGACCAAAACACUUGUUUCUUUUAACCAUUACAUCUUUAGUGGUGUUUGAUGUUAAUUGAUAUUACUUGUUUAAGGAUAUAUUUUUCAAUGUGUUGUCAUUUUGCAAAAGAAAAAAGUUAUGUCAGGAGCUCAAAAUCUAUUACAUACUGAACAACUUGGAAAGUACUUGGCCAAGUAAAAGCUAGUUAUAGGGCCUGCUUCUGACUUACCAUAGUCAAGAACAUGGCUCCUGCACUUCUGUCUGUAUUACCCCCCAUCAGCCUCUAUGGGGCAGAUCUUUAAUUGGUUGCAAUAGCCCUAUUUUAUACAUUUAUUGGGGCUCCUCUUUUAAAAUGAGGAAUUUCAGGGUGAAAAUGUAAUAAACACAAAAGUUGGAGUGAAUCUCUUGAAUGUUGGUCUGUUUUUAAGCCCUCUAUCCUUUGCUCUGGAUAUGAGAACAAAAUACUGCUAAAUAAACACAAAAGUUGGAGUGAAUCUCUUGAAUGUUGGUCUGUUUUUAAGCCCUCUAUCCUUUGCUCUGGAUAUGAGAACAAAAUACUGCUAAGUCCUCAGCAACCAGAUCUUGCCACCUGCUUCGAGACAGCCAUCUUAACAUUAUCUUCAGGAAAUUUCUGUUCCAAUUACAAAGGGAUUCUAUAUUGUAGUAGGUAAUAAAAAUUAAAGAAAAAUACAUAUCUAAUAUGAUAAAAUGCUGCGGAAUGGCAUGGUUAUCCUCCUCCUACUCCCUUUUCCUCUGUCUCUUCCAUGUAACUGAAAUGUAUGUUUGUUCAUUCAGUGAUGUAAUGGAUUCAUUGAAAAGCUGCCUCCAUGGUUCUAAAAUAAACCUUUGUGAAACCUUC
Molecule: messenger RNA, 8781 nt
Organism: Trichosurus vulpecula (common brushtail)
Lineage: Eukaryota; Metazoa; Chordata; Mammalia; Diprotodontia; Phalangeridae
Gene: WDFY2
Product: WD repeat and FYVE domain containing 2
Exons: 12
Coding region: 382-1584 (400 amino acids)
Molecular function (GO): metal ion binding; protein binding
Source: RefSeq, a predicted model, not a curated record